Molecule: messenger RNA, 1938 nt
Organism: Vigna unguiculata (cowpea)
Lineage: Eukaryota; Viridiplantae; Streptophyta; Magnoliopsida; Fabales; Fabaceae
Source: RefSeq, a predicted model, not a curated record
AUGGUUUACCAGUUUGUAUGGUUUACCAGUUUUGUAUGGUUUGCCAGGUUGUGUUUGUAUGUUGUGAUGGCGAGAAAACUUGAUCUUAUCAAAGAUAUUGAUGACAAGAAAGAAACAUUGAAACUUGCUGUUAGAGUCAAAGACUUGUGGUUUGUUCAAAACCGGGAUAAUAGUCGUCAUAUGGAGAUGAUUCUUUUGGAUCACAAGGGUGAUAUGAUUGCUGCCAUGGUAAGAAAGGAGGAUUUAUGUUUGUGGGAAGAAAAAGUCGUAGAGGGUCAAACCUAUAUAAUGCAUAACUUUAAGAUAUUGAAAAAUCAAGGACAAUUUCGGGUAUGUGAACAUCCUUACAAAUUGUUGUUCAUUGGGGCCACAACUAUAAAACAACAACCAAUUUCGAGUAUUCCACUGAACGUUUACAAUUUCAAAAGUAUUGAAGAUAUAGUGGAUGGAAAUUACUCUGCUGAUUUGGUGUAUGAUAUUAUUGGAGUGGUUGAUAAUGUGAGGUGUAAUCCUCAGUCGAAGAAUGUGGUCUUUCAUAUAAGGGAUAUGAGUUCUGCAGUGAUUGGUUGUACGUUGUGGGAUUCAUAUUACUUCAAGUUUAUGAGUAAUUGGAGGGGUGAACCAGAUUCCUAUCUUCUUGUCGUUCUGUUGACACAGGCUAAGAUUAAGCCGUGUUCAGGUCGGUGGCCAGUCUCAAUAUCCAAUUCCUGGAAUGGUUCAAAGCUCUUUAUGGGUGAAGAAUGUGCUGAGUUAGUUCGGUUCAGGGAGCAAUGGAUAGAACGUUUUGGCAAUGAAGUUAAUCCGAGUCAAGAGUGUAGCCAAUUGAGUUCACCGUCCCAGUAUAGUGAACAUGAGAAAUUUAUGUAUAAAGCUGUUGUGCGUACGAUAUCUGAAAUCACAUGUAUGAAAGAGGAACAAUAUUGUGUUACGGUUGCAAAUACUGUAAAGUUUAAUUUGGGUAAUGAUGGAUGGUGUUAUCCAGUAUGCAAUAGUUGCAGGAAGAAGACUGAUGAAGUAGGUCCUUUUAAGUGUAUUCUUUGUGGGUUUGAUAAUGAAAAACAUGGAAUUAGAUAUAAGUUAGAAUUACAGGUUACAGAUGGGAACAGUUACACAAAUUUUGUAAUGUGGGAUCAAGACUGUACUAAUUUGAUUGGUGUAUCAGCUCUUGAAUUGAUGAAUAAGAUGAUUGAGGUGGAUGGUGAAGAUGAUCCGAAAUGUUUUCCAGAGGAUUUAGAUGCUUUGCUAGGAUGUACUCUUGCUUUUAAGGUUAGAGUUCAACCAAGUAACAGAUCUUCCUCUGUAAUGAAAGCUUCUACCAAUCCUGAAACUAUUGCUUCAAUUAGAAGUAAACUUGACCCUAAGAUGAUUAAGGACAACAGUGCUGAAGGUACAUCUGAUUCGAGUCACGAAGCAAACUCCAAAGAGGGACCCGAAAUAGAGGAGGAUAAAUCAAGUAAGGCAACAGAUAUAUGUGUUUGGAAUAACCAACCAAAAACAGCCAAAGAGUCGAGGCCUAAGGCUAUAUGUGCUCCCAAUACGCAAUCUCCAGCAAGUGCUCUGAAUAUAAGUGGUCGUCAUACAAAAAACAUUGAAGAGUCAAGUCGCACACCUGUACUUGUAUCCACAAAGGAACCCAAAUCAUCUGAUGGGUCCACGAACAAAUCAAAGUCUGGUGGUUCCAGUAAAAGUGCAUGCCAUACAGGAAAGAAUAAAGAAAUCCUUGAACAGGCAGGUUUUGAACGAAAUACAGAAGCUGAUAUGUGCACGUUGACUUUGAGUGGAUCCGCAGAUCAUGACCCUUAUAUUGACUUCUGUGUUACCCCUACCAAGGAACUGUUGUUCGACUUUGAGGUUGAUUGUGACCAUCUGGAUGAUAUUCCAAGUGCAGAAUUUUCUAGGUCCAAAACUAAAAAGCGGAUGAAACAGGAGAAGCUGUAA